AUGGCUUCGGAGCCUGGGCUGUCCUUGUUGGAGGACACAAUGCACCACAGAUUUUUAUUUCACCAAACAGACAGACUCCAGAGGUUUGUGGUCUUCCCGAUAGCAGCUGGCGCUGGGCAGAGGCACAGCCUUGGGCCGGAGCUGCUGGCCACCACUCUACCCUUGGCUGUGCGUCCCAGGCAGCUGGGCAGCACCACAGCCCGAGCUUCCCAUUCGGAGCAGACGCUACUCCCUUCUGGAAAGGCCACGGGAGCUCACGAGGGCUGCUCCACAGUACAUUUGGGCCCCCAGCGUCCAGCCUCCUGCUCCCCGCUGGCGCUGAUGGAGAGGAGGGGGCGGGGGACGCCCAGCAGCACAUGGAGCCCCUGGUGGCAGCCGGGCUGUCUCUUUAAGCGCUCCGGAGGAGCCCGGGCGGGAGGGCUGCGAACGCGUUUCCAUGGCACCGAGGCUGCUGGGGCUGUGGGGGCUGCGGGCCGCCGGGCUCGCUCAGUUCCAGUCGCUCCCGGCCGUGCAGGGGCGCGCACCUCGGUGGCUCCGGUGCCUCGGCUCCGCCGUCGCUCCUCCCGCUCUCCCAGUAGCCGACACCGCCCAGGGGGCCGAGCUGCUACCACGCCCUUCGCGAGGAGACCCAGCGAGGACACCACCUCACCAGUCUCGGGAGCCCCGCUCACCAACUUCUGCCCGGCGAGCCCAACUUCUGCGGCGGGCUCGGACUUGCGGAGCGGGGAUGGCACGCGGCGCGCAGCCCUGGUGGCGGCUGGAGCAGCUCCGCCCCGCCGAGAUGACCUCCAGACUGUGGCUCUGGUGCUUCUGCGCCUGGGUGGCCGCAGGCUGGCCUCGGGGCAGAGCCGUACAGCUCCGGCCAGACAUCAAAGGGAAGAAAAGCAGCCCAGACGGGAGAUGGCUCACUGCUCCUUGGAGGGUGGCGAGGGCCACUCGAUAGGGAACGACUAUGUACCCAGGGCGCCCAUGGACUUCACGACAGGUACUGUCUAUGGAAAGAGCAGGCCAAAUGUUUGUGAGGAGCAGCAGCUGACCGCGGUGGGACAGCCACAGCCGAGUGUCCGUGCGUUCACACACCUCGUCUCGCGCUGGGAGCAGGGCUGCGCGCCCCCGGGAUGGUGUGUGGGCUACGAGAGAAGGACCCGGUACUAUACCAUGUACCGACAGGCAUACAGCAUGGAGCAGCGGACCGUCUACAGGUGCUGCCCUGGUUGGCGCCGGCAGGACGCUGAACCUGGCUGCCAGCACUCCAUCUCUGCAGCAGGGACUUGUUUCAAUGGAAGGCGAUGCUCAGACAGCGAAGCCCAGCCGUGCCAGUGUUCCGAGGGUUUUCAGGGACCCCGCUGUCAAUAUGAUAUAAAUGAGUGUGCCGUCGACAAUGGUGGCUGCCAGGACCAGUGCUGUAAUACAAUUGGCAGUUAUUACUGCAGGUGUCAAGCUGGCCGGAAGCUGGGGGAAGAUGGCCGAGGAUGUGAAGAUAUCGACGAAUGCGCGGUGGUGAAUGGAGGCUGCCAGCAGCGCUGUAUUAACACUCCGGGCACCUUCCACUGCGAGUGUGACACAGGAUACAGGCUCCAUGCUGAUGCACGCACCUGCAUAAAGAUGGACCCCUGCACAGGUGGGAAUGGAUGUGCCCACAUCUGUCAGAGUGAGAACGGAAUGGCCAGGUGUGCCUGUCACCCAGGCUAUCAGCUGUCUGAAGACAAUAAAGCCUGCAGAGACAUCAACGAAUGUGCCGAAGGGCUUGCUCGCUGCGGCCACCGCUGUGUGAACUCCGUGGGAUCGUUCGCUUGUGCCUGCCACCCCGGCUCUGAGCUGGGAGCUGAUGAACGGUGUUACAGGAUUGAAUUGGAAAUUGUCAAUAGCUGUGAAAAGAACAAUGGUGGUUGUUCUCAUCACUGUGAGCAUGCACUCGGUGGGCCCCGUUGUUCCUGUAACCAUGGACACCGGCUGGAUGCAGAUGGGAAAACAUGCAUAGACCUCGACGAAUGUGCGAGUGGAGAAUCCUGCUGUGCCCAGCUCUGCAUCAGCUCUCUGGGAGGCUACGAAUGCCGCUGCCAGGAAGGCUUUCGGAUCCGCUCAGGUGGCUGUGGGUGCGAGGUGCCUAAAACGGGCAUUGUUUACAUGUUCCUAGAUGUGGACGAGUGUCUGGCUAUCAGCACAGCCUGUGACCAAGUAUGCAUGAACUCUGUGGGAACGUACACUGUGCUUGUGAAGAAGGCUACAGAACGGGAAGUGAUGGGAAAACGUGCAUCUCAUGUUGAAUCCAGGCAUUUUUCCUGUGUGGUCUUAGCUUUAGAUGAUGAGCUAGAGGAAGGAGAGGAAUUGGAAGUGAGGUUCGCCAGCCCCCCUCGGCUGCUUCAUUACACAGCUUCCUCCCUGCUUCCCACCCACCAAGAUGAAGCAGAUGAGGGCGAAGUGCGAGGAGAGACGCGAGGAGAACUGGCUGCUUUGCCCAAAGCUGUCUGUUUGGGUCACACCUUCAGACACAAUCGCAGUCUAAGCUGUGAGGACUGCGUGAAGGGAGGCCAGUGCCGGGGAGGAAAGGGUGGGUGCUCCUGCCCCGCCAGCUGGGGGGGCGUCCUUUGUCAUGAAACUUGUGCCCCCGAGACCAGCGGGAACGAGUGUGGAAGCAUCUGUGAUUGUCAGAACGGAGGCACCUGUGAUCCUCGGACUGGGCGGUGCCAGUGCCCCCCAGGGGUGCAUGGGAAAACCUGUGAACAUGGAUGCCCAACAGGACUCUUUGGGAAGAACUGCAAGAGGAAAUGUAACUGCGCCAACCAUGGCCAUUGCCACAGGGUGUACGGGGCCUGUGUGUGUGAGCCAGGGCGCUACGGGAGAUUUUGUCCUCUGAUGUUGACCUUAAUUACUGAGAGAGGAUUGUUAAUAGCUCAUUCAGAAGGAGACUUGACACUUUGUGGACCUUGA
Molecule: messenger RNA, 2931 nt
Organism: Molossus molossus (Pallas's mastiff bat)
Lineage: Eukaryota; Metazoa; Chordata; Mammalia; Chiroptera; Molossidae
Product: multiple epidermal growth factor-like domains protein 6
Molecular function (GO): calcium ion binding; protein binding
Source: RefSeq, a predicted model, not a curated record